GCCCCGCCGGCCGGGUUUACUCAUCCCCGCGAGGUGAUCCCAGGCUCGAGGGCGGGCGCAUGGCGUCCGGAGAACCCAGUAAUCCGAGAAUGCGGCAUCAGCCCUUCCCACCAGGCACUUCCUUCCUUUUCCCGAACGUCCAGGGAGGGAGGGCCGCGCACUUAUAAACUCGAGCCCGGGCGGAACGGCAUGUCAGAGGCUGCCUCGUUGGGGCGGCGCGCCGUGGCCAGAAGCGUUUGGGCUGGGACGGACACAAGCGACUGUCACCAGCGGCACCCUGCGCCCCUCUGCUCCGGCCCGGCCCUGUCGCAGCGCCAGUGCUUUCCCCGGCGCCUGCACCCGGCGCACCUGGGCAACAUGCUCGGGGUCCUGCUCCUCGGCUUGCUGGCCCCAGCCGGCCUGGGGUUCCCGACACCCGCAGAACCGCAACCCGGUGGCAGCCAGUGUGUUGAGCACGACUGCUUCGCACUUUUCCGGGGCCCUGCGACCUUCCUCGCUGCUAGCCAGAUCUGCGAGCGCCUCCAGGGACACCUGAUGACCGUGCGCUCCACAGUGGCUGCCGAAGUCAUCUCCCUGCUGCUGAGUGGCGACGGCGGUGAUGGCCCGCGCCUCUGGAUCGGCCUGCAGCUCCCAGCCGGCUGCAGCGACCCCGCGCACCUCGGGGUCCUGCGCGGCUUCCAGUGGGUAACGGGGGACAAUGGCACCAGCUACAGCAGGUGGGCGCGGCUCGACCGCUAUGGGGCGCCCCUCUGCGGCCCGCUGUGCGUCGCUGUCUCCGCGGCUGGGGCCCCCGCGCCCAGCGAGCCGGCCUGGGAGGAGCAGCAGUGCGACGCCGAGGCCGAUGGCUUCCUCUGCGAGUUCCACUUCCCAGCUUCCUGCAGGCCCCUGGCGGUGGAGCUCGGCGCCCUGGCGGCUGCCAACGUCUCGAUUACCUACAGCACCCCGUUCGCGGCCCGUGGCGCGGACUUUCAGGCGCUGCCAGUGGGCAGCUCCGCCGCGGCGGCGCCCCUUGGCUUGGAGCUGAUGUGCGCGGCGCCGCCCGGAGCGGCCGAGGCGCGCUGGGGCCGGGAGGCGCCAGGAGCCUGGCACUGCGGCGUGGAGAAUGGCGGCUGCGAGCACGCGUGCAACGGGAGCGCUGGGACGCCCCGCUGCCUCUGUCCGCCUGACGCCGCCCUGCAGGCCGACGGGCGCUCCUGCGCCACACCUGCCGAGCAGUCUUGCGAUGACCUCUGCGAGCACUUGUGCUUCCGCAACCCCGACGUGCCGGGCUCCUACUCUUGCAUGUGCGAGACCGGCUACAAGCUGGCGGCCGACCAGCACCGGUGCGAGGACGUGGACGACUGUUUGCUGGACGACAGUCCGUGCCCGCAGCGUUGUGUCAACACGCAGGGUGGCUUUGAGUGCCACUGCUUUCCCGGCUACGAAUUGGUGGACGGCGAGUGCGUGGAGCCCGUGGACCCGUGCUUCAAAGCUGACUGCGAGUACCAGUGCCAGCCCGUGGGCCAGACUAACUACAGCUGCGUCUGCGCCGAGGGAUUCGUGCCCAAGCCACAGGAGCCUCACAGGUGCCAGAUGUUCUGCAACCAGACUGCAUGUCCGGCCGACUGCGACCCCAACACCCCGGGUAGCUGCAGGUGCCCCGAAGGCUAUAUCCUGGAUGAGGGUUCCAUGUGCACAGACAUCGACGAGUGCGACAACGACUACUGCCCCGCCGGGGGCGAGUGCCGCAACCUCCCUGGCAGCUACGAGUGUAUUUGUGGGCCCGACUCGGCCCUGGCUGGUCAGGUUAGCACCAACUGCGACCCCAUCAAGGUGAGUGAGGACGAAGACGGCGGCUCUGGGGAGCCCCCGGCCAGCCCGACGCCCAGCUUGACGCCCAGCUCCACCUCAGGUCCCCCGUCCGCGGGGCAGGUGCAUUCAGGUGUGCUCAUGGGCAUCUCCAUCGCGAGCCUGUCGCUGGUGGUGGCGCUUUUGGCACUCCUCUGUCACCUGCGCAAGAAGCAGGGCACCGGGCGGGCCAAGAUGGAGUACAAGUCCGCCGCCCCCGCCAAGGAGAUGGUGUUGCAGCAUGUGCGGACCGAGAGGACGCCACAGAGACUCUGAGGGGCUCCCGCCCUCCCGCAGCCGGCAUUGGCGUCGCCUUUGCCUCCCCCCUGUGCCCGCCGGGGCCCCAGCUUUACUCCCUGUCUACCCAAAAGCACUUUAGCUGGCGUUAGAGCUGGAGAAGACCCUCCUCCAUCCUCCCCAAGCUGUUUUCGCUGAUUCCGUGCCUCGCUGGGGAGGAGGUGUUUGGAAGGGGGUUGAGAAGCCCCAACCUCUUCCAGGACGUCACGGGACAGCUGGGCAGAAAUGGCGAUUUUACAGGAAAGACACAGACUGCGUAGUGUACCCACCCUCAUCACAAGGCACAGGAGGGGUGAGCGUUUUUUGUAGGCGGCCUUUUGGGCAAACCUUGACCCAGUGGGCUAGUGAUGACUAAGAUAUUUAUUUUUUUAAGUAUUUAGGAAUUUUUUCCUUUGCUCCCCCUCCCCAUUUUUCCCUACCUGUAAGUCUCCAGUCCCCACUUUACACACACUCCUCCUCCCCCUCUGUAGAGAGAUACACACUCCCACUUGUCCUGUGGCAGUUUAAUUACCUUGGUGAAUUUUUUUCCCCCCAGCCCUCUAAAAUGUAUGAAGCAAGCCCCAUUUCUCCCCUCAUUCCUCCCAGGAACUGGACCCACUCACCUAGGACACGUUACCUGUGCGUGGCCCUACUUCUUCUCCCCUUCGCUGUCUGCCCAGGCAGAACUCCUAUGUGAAACACAAACAAAAACACUAAAAAUGAAAGUAGUUGGUCAUUUGCUCUUUCACCAGAUUUGCUAACUUAUCCUGAAAUUUCAGGUUGCCAGAGCAAAAUAAUUUUAAGAAAGGUUAAGAUGCAAAAGGUAUUAAUUAAAUUAAUGUUGCUGGACUAUCAUAGAAAUUAAACCGAAGGAGUUUUUUAUUUUUAUUUUAUAAACAGUGAGCCUGAGUUUUGUUGUUGUUGUGUUGUUGUUGUUGUUGUUUUGAUUUGGACUGAAAAAUAGUAAUAGUUGUCAAGCUUCUUAUGCAGUUUCCUUUAUUAUUAUUAUUAUUCCUUAUUUUUGACAGUGUUGAAAAUGUUCAGAUGGUUGCUCUAGAUUGAGAUAAAAGGGAAACAUCUCCCAGGAGACAGUUUAAGAACAUUUGAGCUGCGUGAUUCAUGCCAAUUAUCCGUUGACUUGCACUGUUCUUGUCACUUUGUAGACCAAAAUAAAACCAGCUUUACUGGUUUUGCGGAAUUGGGAGCUGGGGAAUGCAGCCUGGAGGAGGCCCCAUUAGGGCCACCUUAAUCAGGUCCUUGGGGAAAUUCUCCCAUUUCAGAGUGGACUUCAAGCCCUGCCGUUGGAAUGUGGUCCCUAAAUAAGAAUUGGAAGCUACCCAUGGGAGCUGGUUAGAAAUGCAGGAUCCUAAGUUCCACCCCACCUAAUUCAUGAGAAUCUAUAUUUUAACAAGAUCUGCAGGGGACUUGUCUGCCCAGUAAUUUGAGGAUAACUGUUCCAGACGGCUUCCAAUUUUCUGGAAUACAUUAAAUAUGAAUCAGUAAUAAGUAGCAGGCCAACUCAGGCCCUUUAUUUUCAAGAAACUGAGGAAUUUUCACUGUACAGCUUUGCUUUCUGGUAGAAAAGAAAGUACACUGCUACACAAGGUCCAGAAGAUCUUUGGUUCAACUAAGCUAGGCAUGGAAUUAUGCUUCAGUGUAUGGAAACAAAUGUAUUGUAUAAAUGUAUCUUUUGUAAGGCAAAGGUUUUCCUCUAUUAUUUUGUAAACUCAACAUAUUUGUACAUAGUUAUUUAUUUAUUGGAGAUAAACUAGAACACAGGCAAAACCCUUGCUUAUGAUGUCACUUGUACAAAAUAAACAAAUUUCAGUGUG
Messenger RNA from Lemur catta (Ring-tailed lemur), 3935 nucleotides. It is a transcript of the gene THBD, whose product is annotated as thrombomodulin. Lineage: Eukaryota; Metazoa; Chordata; Mammalia; Primates; Lemuridae. The transcript has a single exon. Gene Ontology annotation, cellular component: membrane. The coding region runs from base 190 to 2103 and encodes 637 amino acids. Gene Ontology annotation, molecular function: calcium ion binding; transmembrane signaling receptor activity. The record is from RefSeq and is a predicted model, not a curated record.